AUGCCCCUCUUCAAAAAGGGCCUACCCAAGGUCCUCGUACCUGAAAAGUUGUCCCCCGACGGGCUUGCCCUUUUGCGGAGCUCCCUGGAUGUUGACGAGCGCAAGGGCCUUACUCCUGAGGAGCUGUUGGAAAUAAUUCCGAACUAUGAAGCUCUCCUUGUUCGCUCUGAAACAAAGGUUACAGCAACUGUUCUUCAGGCAGCUCGAAACUUGAAGGUUGUGGCGCGAGCCGGAGUGGGAGUCGACAAUGUUGAUGUCGAGGAAGCCACCAAGCUCGGUAUCGUUGUUUGUAACUCCCCCUCCGGCAAUAUUGGUGCCGCUGCAGAGCACACGAUUGCUCUCCUGAUGGCCAUGGCUAGAAAGAUACCAGAGGGAUGUGCUAGUCUCAAACAUGGGAAAUGGGAACGAAGCAAGUUCGUCGGAGUGGAAGUCAAGGGCAAAGUUCUGGGUAUUGUGGGUCUGGGGAAAGUCGGUCUGACCGUCGCUCGCCUGGCCAAGGGCCUCGGAAUGAACGUUCAUGCCUUGGACCCUUAUGCUUCUCCAGCCGUGGCGGCCUCGGCUUCGGUCACCCUCAUCUCGUCACUAUCAGAACUUCUCCCCUCGGUCGACUUUCUCACUAUCCACACGCCUUUGAUUGCUUCCACGCGCGGUAUGAUCAGCGAUACCGAACUGGCUCUGAUGAAGCCGGGAUCUCGGAUUCUCAAUGUAGCACGGGGUGGUACAAUUGAUGAGACUGCGCUUCUGGCGGCUCUCGAGUCUGGCCAUUUGGGAGGAGCAGCGAUUGAUGUGUUCACUUCAGAACCCCCAGUGUCAGAUUCGACUGCUUCAAAAUUGAUUGCGCACCCACGAGCUGUUGUGACACCUCAUCUCGGCGCCUCGACGGUUGAAGCCCAGGAAAAUGUGUCAGUGGAUGUCUGUCAACAAGUACUCGAAAUACUCGCCGGCUCACUACCUCGGAGUGCUGUCAACGCACCCAUCAUCUUGCCAGAGGAAUACAAGAAGCUGCAGCCAUUUGUACGUUUGGUUGAAAAGCUGGGCAGUCUUUAUACACAGCACUACGCCGGCUCGCCGGGAGGAUCAAUGACCUUGAAUACGUUUGACCUCAUCUACAAGGGCGAGGUGGCCGGUAUCAACAAUACGGCCCCUCUAUUUGCUGCCCUCAUCAAAGGCUUACUGUCCCCGAUUAGUAGUACGGAGGGCAUUAAUAUCAACAUCGUCAAUGCUGAGCUUGUAGCUCGUGAACGUGGAAUCUUUGUUUCAGAACAACGCUCUCGCGAUCCGGCAGAUGAGUCUUCCUAUUCAUCACUGGUCACUCUUGUAGCUCGACCACCAUCCCGUGCUUCCUCUCGAGCUCCGGCGGGUGACGUUGCCGGAGGUGCAGCCCAAGCCCAGCAUCAGCGCAUCAUAUCUGGCACAUGCUCUGGCGACCAGCCAUUGAUCACCCGCUUGGGUCGAUUCGAAGCGUCCUUCGAGCCCAACGGAACCCUUCUAAUCUGCGAAAACUACGACUCUCCUGGCAAGAUCGGCGUGGUUGGCAGCAUCCUCGGGCGUGAAGGCGUGAACAUCAACUUCAUGACAGUCGCCCCGGUUUCUUCCAAGCUGAUUGCCGGAAGUGAUGUCACGGAUAUCAAAGUAACAAAGGAGACCUUGACUGAGGAAGAUAAUCCGAUUUCGAAAGAAGCCUUGAUGAUUCUCGGCAUUGAUCGAAGCGUUUCGCCCAAGGUGACGACUGACUUGGUCAAAGAAGGCGGCGUGCUCAGCGCUUGUGCCGUGACACUCUAG
This is a messenger RNA of Penicillium manginii, 1782 nucleotides long. RefSeq lists its product as uncharacterized. Gene Ontology annotation, molecular function: NAD binding; phosphoglycerate dehydrogenase activity. The record is from RefSeq and is a predicted model, not a curated record. Gene Ontology annotation, biological process: L-serine biosynthetic process. Lineage: Eukaryota; Fungi; Ascomycota; Eurotiomycetes; Eurotiales; Aspergillaceae. The coding region runs from base 1 to 1782 and encodes 593 amino acids. The transcript has 3 exons.